Molecule: messenger RNA, 363 nt
Organism: Lactuca virosa
Lineage: Eukaryota; Viridiplantae; Streptophyta; Magnoliopsida; Asterales; Asteraceae
Source: the annotation of a GenBank genome assembly
AUGGUAGCCGGAAUUUCACGAUCACCCACAACUCUCAUCAUUGUAUUCUCUCUCACCAUCCUCCUCUUAUGGUACACAACUACAACCACCACCAUUAUUUUCCGGCAACCACCUCCAACUGUAAAAGGCAACCAUAUCGUAAAGGAAAAACAACAGGAUCAACAUUACAGGUCACUAUUGACACGCCGUGUAUUGAUCAACAGGAAAGUGUUAUCACCAACCGCAAACUUCGACUUCACACCGUUUCUUCAUGGGGAUCACCACCAGCACCACCAGCAUCCGGCUGCAGUGCCAGAGAUUGACCAAAGAUAUGGAGUUGAGAUGCGGCUUGUCCCGACAGGUCCGAACCCAUUACACCACUGA